CGGUAUCGUGUUGACGUUGCCUUAUAUGGUGCGGCCAUCACAAAGCUGCUCAGCCGCCGCCGUCUUCGCCGCCUCGGACCGAGAGCUUCGUCAGGCGACUCCUGGGAUUUAUAUUUUGGGGUUUAUUUUUCUUUACGGAGAUUACGCGAGCGUCCAUUGAUCCGCAACUCCCAGGAUGGGUCGCAUUUUCCUGGACCACAUCGGCGGCACUCGGCUCUUCUCGUGCGCGAACUGCGAUACGAUCCUGACGAACCGCUCCGAGCUUAUCUCCACGAGAUUCACAGGGGCCACGGGACGCGCCUUCCUCUUCAAUAAAGUGGUGAACCUGUCGUUCAGUGAGGUUCAGGACCGGGUGAUGCUCACGGGCCGCCACAUGGUGCGUGACGUGAGCUGCAAGAACUGCAACAGCAAGCUGGGCUGGAUGUACGAGUUCGCCACCGAGGACAACCAACGCUACAAGGAGGGCCGCGUGAUCCUGGAGCGCGCUCUCGUGCGAGAGAGCGAGGGAUUCGAGGAGCAUGUCCCCGCCGACGGCUCGUGAGGGGAGAUGGGAGGGCACCGUCGCACGCACGCGCAGCUACAAACGCACGUCAACACACAAACAGGGUCAAUGGAUAUCUGUGGAAGCAUUAACGUUGGUUUAGCAAAUCGUGUAGGCCAGGGCUUAAUUGCAGUAAGGUCUGUUUGGGUUGGCGACCUAGAAAAUGUUUCUGCAACCGGUAAACCAGUAUACCUCUUCUUAUGGCUGUGGAUGUUAUGUGCCACCUACUCUAGACUACCAUCAAGCAGGAAACUGUUCAGUGAGAAAUUAAGCCUCAGGUGUUGGUGUCUGGAAGCGAAAGAAGGUUUUUCCCUUGAGUUAAAUCUAAAUUUUCGCAUUGUGGAGCUCGUAGAGUCAGUCGGGGCAUUCCACCAGCCUCACGCAUUAAUUUUGCUGUUCCAUACGGCCAGUUGAAAGAUACUUUCCCCAUUUCGUUUCAAUUAAUACGUUCACUUCUGACAGGAAACCCUCAGGGAAACCUGACUCCUCUUGCAACUUACAGUUCCAGGCGCUGCCAGAACCUCGCUUCAGAACAUUUUAACUUAUUAAAUGUGGAGACAUAUUUGCCUCAUUUUCAUAAAAUGGGCAACGACUCAAAUUAAUGACGUUUUGAUAGCUUGAACUUUGCGCUUCUGCAUAUUUCUAUUUGCCUUGACACACAAGGGCUCAUUGGCUGCAUAGCCCGUAAUAACGCGGGGUAAUUUUGUGUAAAUCAAGACGCAGAGCAUGCGGUUUGGCGAUGUCUGCAGAAAUGCAGUCGUUUGCAUGCCUUUGCACUUCCCUCCUGAUUUAUGCGGUUGCCCUUCAGUCACUUUUUUUAGUCUGGUAUCUAGAUCUACAGCAACACACAUACAUUAUUUACAUGUUUUUAUACGUAUCUGCAUCGAGCGUUGCUUCGAAUGUCGGGCACUUGAGUGCAUUUGUCAAUAGGCAAUUAAUGUUAGCUGAGCUGAUUUAUUUAGUUGAUUUAAGACGUACAGUAUAUGAAACUAAAUGUAAACUGACAGGUUUACGCAAUAUGUUUAUUAAGUGGUAGAGAGUAAAGUGUUAUGUGUACAAGCUAGCUGUCAGUGAUGUGUUGAUGCGUUUUCUUAAGCAAUGAACAGGUAACGAAAGUGCGAUCGUUAGGCGGUAGCCGGGGGGUUUAGUUGCUUUAAACUAUCGAGGGCCAGGCAUGAUGCCGCUCGGAGUCCCUGCCGCACACACCUGCAUGAUCCGUGCUGCCUGAUUGAUCGCGUUAGCCAGACAUGCCUCUGAAUUUGGCUAAAAUAAGCUCGUAUCGAAACGCUCCUAAAACAUUUUGUCUCGAGUCUCUCAGGCACUCUCAUGCCUCUUGAGGACAGCUCUAGAGCAAUUGCACAAAAUUAAAAUGAUUUGGCAGUACACCAAUUGUAUAAUUAAACAGUUAAAACCCGAAUGUUUAUUUUUAGGAGCAGCAUAAAGUGUCAACACACCAUAUUUAUUGAAACGUGCACGGUUUACACGUUGCGUUGGAUAGCCUGUACAAUGUAGGAUUGUUCACGCCUCUUGCUCUGGCCAGAUCGGAACAAAUUGUCCCCUCCUGCCUUGCCCCUUGCCUUCAUCGCCAGCUAUUAUCAAUCCACUGCUGGAUGAAAGUCUCCCCAAGAUCAAGCAUGUUAACUGUGACUAACCUAAUGCGUUACAUGUAUACUUGUAUAUUAACAUAAUAUAUAUUCAUACAAAUACAUUAACCCCUCUGGGUCCUUCUCACGUGGAGGCACACGUUGAUGAUGUCACCUUCCCCUAUUUAAGACCGAAAAACAGGAAGAAAUCUUCACACUUCUGGCAAAAUGCCUGAGGGUGCUGGUUGUAAUCACCAACAGAACAUCCUCAAUUGUUAACGUUGUGGGCUUGCUCUCCGUUUUGUUCACGUCACAAACCUUAUAAAUUGGCUGUGCCAGGUGGAGGUGAAUGAAAUUUUACUCUUGGCCGGUUUGUGGUCACAGUGCCUGAGAUCAGCCUCGGGCCAUGAGGUGCCCCCAUUGCCCAGGCAGAUCACUCUACGCUGAUAAUUUUUUUGGGGAAGGUGAUUGGGACCAUAAAAUUGCUGGGUUUAUUUUUUCAUCCAGUAGUGGAUUGACCAUGGCCGGUGAUGCUUUUUCUUGAAAAGGUAGUUUUUUGAUUGAAAAUUAGGUUCUUGAAAAUACAAUGGCUAGACAACCUGUAAUGAUUGUCACUCAAGACUGACAUAUUUUUCAAGAUUCUACAUUUAGGGUGCAGUGAGUAAGAAGAGUUAUAUUCACUCGUGGAGUAAUUUAUUCAGAUUUGAAACUCCAGUGAGUGCCAGUCACAUGUAGGUGGACCACUAUGGUGUAAACAGUGUGUGUGCAUAAUUAUAUGUAUAUAUUUCAGUGGAACAAAUCACCAAGGGACUUGUCAUGAUCACAAUCCAGGAAUCAAACGCCACAUUCAUCAUUAACACUGCCUGAGAAAAUUAUAGAAUAACGUUGCAGACAAUGGCCCUACAUCAGUGCAGCUGACAUGGUGAGUAAAUAUCCAAAUGGCCUGUUCAAAUACCGUUUAGACAUUUUAACUGUGCAUACCAGUACAAGAUGCAGCGUCUCAUGUGCAUAGGCAAGUAAUGUUCAUCGCGAAUUAUCAAGGUGUGCAUGCAGUGAAAUUGAAAUGGCACCAACUUAAUAUGGAAUGGUCCCAGAAAAACCCCUGUUCAUAAGCGUCAGGAUACCAUCGUGGUUUAAGCACACUGGACUGAGAAUCCGAGAUGUUGCCGGUUAAAUCUCCCAGCACAGCUGUUGAACUAUUGGGUAAAGUUUCUUAAACCCCCACAUCCUCUGUCCAUCCAGAAGUAUAGGUACAUCACGGUCGGUCCACAGGAGGCCCUGUUUAUUCGGGUAAAGUUUGGGUACUCUCACUUCUAAGAUAUCUGGCCAGCAUGGAAAAGUAGGCCAAAUACCCUCCAAAUGACUUUCGACUAGGGCUCCAUUCUCACACCACUGCUGGCCAAAAGGCCAGCAGUGGUGUGAGAAAGCAUUUGCAGGUCCUGCCCCUUUACCUUUUACCAGAAGCGUAUGUAUCUGAGAGGCGCACCGAUUAUACUCCUCAUGAGGCUGAUUAUAUAGUUUGAUUAAUUUGACUCAUUCCAAGUCCAGGUGUUCAUUAUAAAACGUGUUAAGAAUAAUUGUGUCGGGAUUAUAAUGGGGUGCGGUGUCCCAAAUUUAGGACUGCGGAGGCACGUUAACAAACACUUGAAGUGUAAUUUGGCCUUGCUGGCCUUAAACAAAAAAAAUCGUUGUUUUUGAUCCAGACAAAAUGCCUGGUAAAUAUAAUUUUACAAAGGAGUUAAACUCCUUGAACUGGACGGCAUUGGUGGCAACAGUGUUUCACAAUCCCAGAACUGUGGCUUUUGUUGCAACCACCACCAUUUGGCUGAGGGGAUUUGUCUGUUGCCGAUUGCGAAUUAUUUACCUUCUAUGUUAAGUGCAACGUGUAUGUAAGUUGGGCCACAGUUAUACACACACAGAGCAUAGUACAUAGUAUUGUGUACCCUGGUUUGCAUUAGGCAGGGUGUUUAUAUUUAGUUUGGUCGUGUGAAAUGUUGGAAUAUAAAAUAAAUACAUUUUAAACAUU
This is a messenger RNA of Petromyzon marinus (sea lamprey), 4150 nucleotides long. It is a transcript of the gene YPEL5, whose product is annotated as yippee like 5. The record is from RefSeq and is a predicted model, not a curated record. Lineage: Eukaryota; Metazoa; Chordata; Hyperoartia; Petromyzontiformes; Petromyzontidae.